Messenger RNA from Rhopalosiphum maidis (corn leaf aphid), 1478 nucleotides. RefSeq lists its product as uncharacterized. The transcript has 5 exons. The coding region runs from base 675 to 1415 and encodes 246 amino acids. Lineage: Eukaryota; Metazoa; Arthropoda; Insecta; Hemiptera; Aphididae. The record is from RefSeq and is a predicted model, not a curated record.
AACACACACACAGACACGCAAACGCGGCAUACGGCACACACAAUCGAUAGCGGCGGCGUGCGCGAGAACCGUCUGACGAAGAUGACGGAACGAUAGACCUUUGCGGCCGGCAAACACACGGCGCAACAGACCUACCUCAACGGCGAUUGUACCUAGUCCCAAAAGAUCCUGUUUGACUUGGACAAUGGAUGAAAGCAAUACCUAGAAAAGACUUUGAAAUUAAACCAAAACAAGUUGUUUGUGAGCUGCAUUUUCACAAAACACACAUAAUUCGAAAAAAAAUUCACACAGAUAUACAUGGAAAAAUUUUAAAAGAGGCUACUAUUGCUACUGCCUACUACACGGGUGAACUCACUACUAGCGCUAAGCGGCAAUUUCGUCAUGAUACACGACAUUAAGAAUACAUUCAUCCUUAUCAGUGGCCAGUCCUUACUAUUAUAUGUUCGUGGAUAUAUCUAUAUCUGUGAUGAUAACUGAGACGUCUUAUCAGUUUAUCAGUGCAAGCGCGGAUGGCCCGCGCGAUAAUUGAUGAUAAACUAAUAUUGAGAUUUUGUACUAUAAAACGUUAUGUACUUAAAUUAGACUUUGUUGAUUUUUAAAAUAUCCACUGCUGUAAGUGAAAUAAUGUCCAUCGUAGAUCUUUUCGGCUUUCAACGCUUCUCGUUAUAUGCACAAUGCGAGUGUGUUGUCUCCGAGUGUUCGUCGACGGUAAUCUGUGGGACUGCCUGCUUAUAGUGAAACACAACCGGAAAUAUGUCCUGUACACGACUGUUGACCAGCUGCCGUUCAGCAUGUCGGCUGAACUGUGCUCGCUAGGUCUGAAUGGUGCCCUGGAUCUCAUGCCUGCGGUAAUGGACGCCAAUUGUCUAGAGUGCGUCAUCAAGGCAUUGCAGAACAGCAAUACACUCAAACGAUUGGUCAUGAGACAGAUGAAUAGCGUUGCGUCGGUAGACAACAACAACAUUGUGGUUGGCUUCAACGACGUUCAACUAGUUACACCGGACAAAUAUAGACUGCCUUACACAUGGUGCGAACUAUAUGAAAAAACUGAUACUGAAUACAGAGAGCUUGAAAACAUAAUGGCUUGGUUAUCAACUCUAGGUGGAGCUUUCUCGUCAUUGGGAGAUCAGACAGAACACUGUGCAAUUGUUGCAGGAAAUAUUUCAUUGCAACAAUUAAGUAUAGCAAUAAGAAUUGGUGAUCCUUUGACUGCUGCCCGAUGUAAACUGUAUGCUGCUAUUAGUCUCAUGCAGCGUGGUUUUUAUAGGCAAGCAAAAAUCAUUGUUCAGAAUCAAUACAUGUUUAUAAAAUCUCAAUUAGUUGUCGAUGAGCGACUUAUCAAAAUGUGUUGUGGUAUAUGGACAAAAUUGCGAUAUGAAUGGAAUCGAAAAAAAUAUCUUAAAAAAAAAUUGUAGUAUAUUUUUACAUCAAAUCAUAAAAGAUAACUGAAUUAAAUUAAAGAGAAAUAUUUAUAUUAU